Molecule: messenger RNA, 6652 nt
Organism: Caenorhabditis auriculariae
Lineage: Eukaryota; Metazoa; Nematoda; Chromadorea; Rhabditida; Rhabditidae
Source: the annotation of a GenBank genome assembly
AUGAAAGCAUUGAUCGGUAUAUUUAUUCCGUUGUUCAUCCCUUGGACGAGCGCCUCGUUCUGCGGGACUAACGGCGUUCCUUACAGCUUAGAAAUCCUAUCCGAUGGUGAGUGAAGACUUGAAAGAAUGACACACUGAUCGAUUCAUUUUUUGUGUUUUUUUUCCUAAGAGAGGUAUUUCCGAAGAUCGUUUGACAGCGCGUUGACCUUGCAGACGUUAUAGCCCGUCAGAACCCAUUAGCUGGCCUAAACGACCACGGAAGACUUCCAAAAUACUUAAAUGAAGUUGAGAGAAAGAAUUCCAUUCAGGCUCACCUGUACUGGGAUGCGCUCAGCCGACGUGCAUGGCCGAGGCGCCAGAAGACGUUGAAGACAGUUCGUUCAUUGCCAACGCCGCCGGACAGGAGGAUGGCUUUUUUCGAGAAGGCGACCGGCAAAGGAAGCCUUUUUUCCGCACCAAUAAGCCAAAAGCGGUGAGUAAAGUUGGAAGAUAGAAUAUCUGGAUAGUCAAGAUUCGGAAUGUGUACAUUACUCAGGGAAAUCUCACUUUGCCUGAGGGACUUUGCAACUUUGACGAAAUCCUUGACACCUUUCAGAUUUUCAUUCAUAAUUUCAAUAGUCGGAAUAAGUUCAAUCUUGAAGAUCUCAGAUAAAAAUUCCUAUCAUUGGGUUUCGAGUUGUGGCAGACGCAUUAUGUAACAGGAAAAUGAGCAAUUUGACUCAACUUUUGAUUAAAUAACUAAAAAUUGGGAUUCUUGGGAAUCUUACUCAGCUUACAAAGUCAAUAUCACCGAGUAUUUCAAAAUUAUGAUUUAAUUCACUUCACUGUUUCGAAAAAAAGGUCAACCUUAGGGAUUAUUUACUCAAAAUCUUCAGCUUCAGCUUCCUGAUUUUUGAACUUUGGUUGUUUAUGAUGAUGUACCAGAAAAAAAGGUUAAAAUUUAGCAUUUUUUUCACUUCAUAACAGCUCACAAUUCCGAAAAAUCGACUUUUUUGUUUUGGAAAGACCAUUUUUUUUCGAUCUCUUCGAAUCCCAGCUUUGCCAUGUCGCUAAGCUCUCUGAGAAGUGAGGCUUAUGUGUUUUUUCGGCAUCUCCUCAGCACAGUGAAUUGUCCGGUUGGCGGCUGAAGGGUACAAAUGGUCGCCUAAUACGUCGACCAAUUUUCUCUUCGCCGACUACCUUGGUGCACCGACUAGUUGGCUAAUUGUCAAAUAUAUCUGUCGGGGUGAACGGCUCAUAUUGUGUAAGGACAAAAAAUGUCCCUAGAAAGAAUUUUCAUAAAAUUGCCCAACCAUAUUUCUUGUAUUGAGGGCAUACUCCUUCCGUAAACGGUCUCAAUUUUGAAUGAUGUGUUUUUUUUUCUUUCAAGCGUCUUCGACAUUCGGGAAACUCAAAGCUCAUAGUUUCGAAGGAAAAAAUGAUUUUUCAAUAGUAAAGAAAAACGUGGAAAAGUUCAAAAAGUUCUGGAUUUAUUUGGCAGACCUCUCAAAUUAUUCAAAUGUACAGUAACGAAAAUCGAUGAGUAUUUUUUUAGUUUUUUUCAUCCGUUACUUAGUUAAAAAUCUCUUUGAUCUGAAAAUGAACGAAAAACCAAAAAAAACUUGACCAUUUUUUUCCUACUGAAGUUAAAGCUCCGAUUUUUUUAUUGACCCGACCAACUUUUUAUUUUUUUAGCGUUAUUCAAAAAAACCUUGAAGAUUCCUAAUCAUCAUGAUUUUUUUGGAAAGUUCAAAAAGUACAGAUUAUUGAUACGUGAUAAUGAAAUAAUCAGAAAAAAGGUUUACUUCAGAAGGGAAGACUUACCGAUUUCCCACUUCAUUAUGAUCUUUGGAUUUCAUCUAAGUUAUCUUCAGUUGUUUUUCGCUUUCCAAGCAAAGAAGAUCGGAACAUAUCAGCUGUCACAAAAAUCAAUCAAGCGAUUUUCAGCCAAAAAAUGAACGACCUUAAUUUUUGAUUCGAUUGUUCGAGUCACUUGUGGAAAUAAAUUUACUCAUUCUGAUAAGGAGUUUAGGACUGCCCGGGAACGUUUUCCGAGUCGGCGUGCACUAAGAAGAACCAAUGGGUCGGUGGUAUCGAUUUCGUCGACCACCCUCGGGAUCCGUUUGUUCGAUAUCUAAGAAUCUGAAACAGUGAUCAUACUUUAGGUUGGUCUUAAAGUGCUGCUCUUUCGAAGGACUCCGUUUUUCUCAAGAUGUUGGUGUGACGACUAUUUCUACAGGUUUGUGUCUUUUUUCUUUUGGGUCGGCAAAAGCUGGAAGAUUCUUUAUGUCACAGUUUUUUUUUUGGUUUGUGAGCCUUUUUCAUUCUCUGAAAAACUAACGGUUCCAUAAAUAACAGUUUUCAAAUCAUACUAAGUAAUAAUAACGUUUAAUUAAGAUUUAAGUUGUAAAUUUAUCAUCACAUCUCCCUCCGAAAAUGCUCAUUUCUUGAUGAACUCAUCCUUUCUCAACGUCUCUGAACUAUUGAAAAAAAAUGAGGUCCUUGAAAAGUGUCAUCUUUAGGUGAAGCGGUAACCGGAGGCGAAGUGAUCCGAGAUGGACGCCAGAUAUCGUUUGACGUCAUCGCAAACGUUCGACAUCUAAUCGAUCCAGACGACCCAAAGCGGUCCGUUUCAUUCGUUUUUUUAGCUACCUGUUUUUGGAGAAACAAUAUUGAAAUAAUAUCGUCGAAUGUUGAAUAUUUGUGAGAUCAACUUUUUUUAAAUAUUAGUUCAAAGAUCGUUAUUCCAUGCCAUUUCCUGCUUAAAGGUGUGAUUUUAGAGGUUCAUUUAUUUACUAAAAAAAUGCGAAGAGUAGGUCUUUUUUUCAAUGAAUUCUCAAAAAAUGUCCUAAGUUGAAUAUUGCCGGACUAUUUAUUCGGUUCAGUGAAAAAAAAAUGAAUAAAUGAAAAGAAGGGACUUUUCCAACUUUUGAUUAACUUUUUAGUCUUUUCUAAGAUUUUAGAAACCGGCUACGCUUGUUUUCGAACCAAAGCCGUCCCCUCUAUCAGUCGUGUGGAAAGUUUAAUUAAUUCUGCUUAAUUAAAAAAUCGCAAGGAUUCAGAAGCAGCUUCAUUUGAAAACUGAAAAAAGCGGGAUCAUAGAGAAUGGGUUAUUGCACGCGGGCGUUUUUGUAAUUCGGUCAUGGCGAUAUUAAUCUGCAAUCCUUGGGCGAUGAGAUCUCAAAAAGUCGACAGCGCGAUUCCAAAACAUUUGCUCGUAAUAGGAAGAAAAAGCAACGUUUUCCGAAAAAUUCCAGCGUCGUCGCGUUUUUAGACAGCAAAGGUGCCAAGAACAGGAAGCCGUUUGUUGGUGUUGGCGGCAACAAUAUCGCCUGCGCCGAUUUGGGCAGACGAUGAUAAGACAGGUCGAGUUGCGUGACAUGCAUUCCUCGGUUGUCGUCGCCCGACCGUGAACGAAAAUCGCCAAGCUGUCGUCAGCUUGAUAUUAUUUUGCCGGAAAUGAGAAAGCCAGCUCAUGAAUCAUCGCACAUCCCUUGAAAUAAUUUUUAAAUGAAGUAUUUUUAGAGAAAAUUUUGGUUUACUUCUUUUUUUUAAAAAAUAAUUGUUAGCCCUCGAAUCGAUCACAGUUAAAAAUUAGACAGUGUCGAAAAAAAUUCACUUUUUUGUCCCCUUGCAAAUUAUAGUAAAUUCAAAAGGCCCUAAUGACAAAUAGGCCUAUUUGAUGUGAAAAUAAGAAGAUCCUGAUUUUUGUCUGUCAUGUCUUUUCCUCAGUAAAAAAAUUUUUUUGUAUUUUUUUGUGAAUUUUUUCCGAAAGACUCCCCCGUUCUGGGUGAAUAUUUUUUUCAUGACUUCUACAAAUUGAAGCAAAAAAAUUACCUCUAAAAAAACAUAAUUUUUUUCUUUUUGUGUUCACUACAGUAGGUUUGCAAGCAACUCUUCACUGGUAAUGAUCAUGAGUCAGUCUUACAUCGAAUUUCAAAAUUUUCUUGGUCAAAUACAGAUUCACAUGCAAUGAAAUAGGCUCAUACGAAAUUUCAGCAUUAUCUGAAAAAGAAAAAUUGCUUUUAGCUAUAAUUUGAUUCAUUCAAGUUUUCUAAACUUUCAAAGAUAACAGCGUUCUUCUAAAACCGGAACUGAAACUUCAAAAUCAAAUAUAGUUAUCUCUUCGAUAAACUUGUCAAGUUGCUAGUUAAAGUUUGGCCUAAAUGCGGGAAAGUUCGACACAGAGAAAAUAAUUUGGAACAGGUCACGGAAAAAAAUUAAGGGAAAGAGCACAGAAGUUUAAACUUACUGAAAGCAAUCAAAUAACUUCAGGGCAUACUACGAAGUGACAGUUCGACGAAUGAACUGCCUGCCAGAUCCACCAGAGCUUGAAGUACACUGUGAGUGGAGAAUGCUUCAGAAAAAAGGAUUGAAAAUUCCUUUCAGAUGACGAAGAGGUAGAAAGCGAAGUGAUCCGAGUACUGUCAAACGCGAGUAACGCUGCCAUGCAGUGAGUUCUUUUUAAGAUCCUGUCUUCACCUCUUGCGAAAUUUUUGAGCUCAUUCAAUUUCCAAGAUUGAGAUAAGAAAAAAAGAACUUCAGGUUCGGACACGACGGUCACCCGCAUAUGGAUAAAGAGAAGAAGCCGUUCCACAACCGGACUCCGUUCAAGCGGAAGCCAAAAACUUCUUCCACGCACAAGUAAAAAUUAGUAUCCGGAUUCCAAUGGUCCUUGCUUUCAGUGUCAUCUCGCCAGUUCAUGAAGACCAAGAAAAAAAGCCAAAAGAAGCAUUCAUCGGAAGUUUUGGAGCACCAAUCUAUAAGUGAGUGCUGAAUUUUAUUAACGUUGAAUUAGUCGAACAGAUUCUUAGGAGUUUUAGAGUGGUCCCUAGAGGGUUCAGGUGGUGAAAAGGCCACUUCAAGGGCCGAUAAAGUGGCUUCUAUAGGGAUUUAGGGUCUGUAAGGGUCGUUCAGUUUUGUUCAAAAAAGUGAAUUUUUUUGUUUUUCGCAUGAAAAUGGGUCGCAGAAAGCUCAUAAAAAUUAUCAACUAGCCUGCCUCCUAUAGGGACCACUUUUGCAAGCUUUAGUGGCCCCUAUAGGGGUUGAUAAAUGGUCCCUAGAGCAGACCCUCCAAGGGCCCCUAAGGUUGCCCCUAUAUGGACCCCUCUGGGGUUCCUAAAUUUAGAUUGAGUUGAUCACAAUGAUUUUAUUGAUUUGAUCGAUUGGUUCUUCACCAAUUUAUAAACUGAAGUGAUGAUAAACUGAAAAAAAACUUUCUUUUUUUUUUAGUUUCAGGCGAAAUAAAGAACGAUCCGUCACUCUUUGAACACACAUUAUUUGCUAAAGCCGAACAGAAAGAAUAUAUUCAAAGUUUUCAGCCCCACAGCAAACGAAAUCGAAGAAGUGCCAGAAGAAUCAAAAGCAACAGAGACCACUGAAAUCACGGAAACCACUGAAGUGGUCACUGAAACACCGACGACAGCAACAAGCAGACAUCCUAUUCCCUACACUCGUAGGAUAUUAACUAUAAAGCCGAGAAUUCCCAAAACGACUCCGGCUCCCUCGGUCAGACCUCCAGCUCAUGUUCAGGUCAGUUUCAAUGAUUUUUUGAUGAAGAAGUCUUUUUUUUAAAUUCAGAUAGAAGCAGAAACGAUUGCACCUGUUCAUGUACAGCCUCACGAUGCUCACAAUCCUUUCUCGUUUGCUCCGUUGCCUCCACUUCCGCAGUUUUUGAUGGCUCCUUUCGCACCGCCUGCAGCUCCAGCUCCACCAGUUCCCGUACCUCAACAGCAUCCGGCCUUUGGUGUGAGCCAGUCAGCGCAGAUCGUGCCACUGCCGCCACCAUCGCCCUUUGGACUUUUCCCUCAGCCACCGGCUCAGUUCGGUCACUAUGGCGUCCAGAACAACGCUGAGCUCGACGGUCUUGAUGGAUAUACGCGCUCUUUGCUCACCGAUCCUGGCAGUCCGUUCAUGCUCCAGCCCCAGAAUACUAUUGCUUCUCCUCCUGCUCCCGCUCAGUUCGUGCUCCCGCAACAGCAGUUUUUCCUAGCGCCGCCACCGCAGCAACAACCUUACCAGAACGCUUUCAAUCCGUUCGCUCAACAGCAAUUUCCACAGGUAGCUUUUCUUAAUUUCCAAACUCCUAGAAUGAAAAGCUUGUACAAAAUUUUGUAUCCGAACUAAAGUUUUUGUUCGAUUUUUUUUAGUUUUUCAGCCAAAUUUAAACAGAACACUCUUCUAGGACUGGCUAUGAAACAUUACAAAGCCCCCCAUCCCUCCCCCCUGUUUUUUGGAAAACCUCUUCUCUUCAUCUGAAAGAAACCCUUUAGUCUAUGAUUUGACGCACAAUAGGCUGUAAACCAAUGGCGAAAAAUAAACAGGCUGGCGUCAGUCAAAAAAUGACAGCUCAAUAAUUUGCAUGACCUCGGAUUAAUAGCGGUCAUUGUUGACGGCAUUGAGAUUUAUAGCUCGAAAAUCCAGGCUGCGAAAUUACUAAUUGUUGGUUCUUCUCUGACUAUUAAGUUCUUUUUUUCAGUUGAAUCGAGUGAUGAUUCCGGCGCCUCAAAGAGAUCCUCAACUGCUGGGAUACGAUGAUCAGCCGGAAAUAGUCCAUCCGGAGAUGUCUCCGCGACAACAACAGCUUGGCCACAUCUACCGUCCCCCGCCGUUUGCAGCCCUCGGCACCACUAUCCAGAACUUCAAUCUUCACAACAGACGACAAACGGCAUGA